Molecule: messenger RNA, 999 nt
Organism: Salmo salar (Atlantic salmon)
Lineage: Eukaryota; Metazoa; Chordata; Actinopteri; Salmoniformes; Salmonidae
Product: FAS-associated death domain protein
Biological process (GO): extrinsic apoptotic signaling pathway; positive regulation of innate immune response; regulation of apoptotic process
Cellular component (GO): CD95 death-inducing signaling complex
Molecular function (GO): death receptor binding; caspase binding
Source: RefSeq, a predicted model, not a curated record
CCAAUCCCAAAGAAGACGGGCUGUCGUGUGUGUGAGGAAGUUACUUGGUUUACUACUGCCAAGAUGAGCGCAUUUAACAGCUUUUUGCUGAAGAUUUCAGGUGAACUUGUUGGUGAUCAAUUGGAGAAAAUGAAGUUCCUUUGUAUUAAUGAAAUAGGGAAAAGUCGUCUCGAGAAGAUGACCAAUGGUUUACAACUUUUCACGGGUUUAAUGGAAAGAAAUAAACUUGGACCUGACAACACAGUAUUUCUAGUUUCGCUUUUGAAAGACAUUGGUCGCCUAGAUCUUGCAGACAAAAUGACCAACUGUGAAAGUCAAUAUGCUGUGUCACCUAAUGAUCUUCCUAACGACGAGGAGCAAGCAAAACUUGACAUUGCAACCAAAGUGAUCACUGACAACCUUGGAAGGAAGUGGCGAGCAUAUGGCCGUAAACUUUGCCUGCCAGAGGCCAAACUGGACCAUAUCUCACAGAAGCACCCUAAUGACCUGGAGGAGCAAGUGGUGGAGCUUUUGAAGGAAUGGCGAAAAAUGCAGAAAGCUGAGGCCAAAACAGACACUUUGAUACAGGCCCUUCGCUCCUGUGAUCAGAACUACACUGCUGAUCUGAUACAGACAGAACUUGAAAAACUUAAAGCCAAUGGUGGACAGUGAAAGUGUGACAAACAAUAUUCAUCUCUUCUCAGGCCUCUGUUAUUUUCUUAUUUACCCAAUGGAUUAUUUAUUCAUUGCUUUCACAGUGAUUUUGGUACUUUUAUAAGAUUCAGUAAAUCACCACAAUUUGUUGGCAAUAUUGGUAUACCAGUAUACUCAUGGACCAGUAUAAUUUUAUGCAGAGUAGCCCAGUGCACUCUCGGUACAUACAUUCCUACUACGUACUGUAAGGGAAUUUGGGGGAAACUUGAUUGAACUAUGGAUAUUAUGAAAUUAUAUAGAUAAUGUGCAUUCAAAUUUGAUAUUGAUGUAUCCACUGUUGAGAUUAGUAAAAUUUUGUUGAAAGAA